Sturnus vulgaris (Common starling) is the source of this 7731-nucleotide messenger RNA. The record is from RefSeq and is a predicted model, not a curated record. NCBI's taxonomy places the organism in Eukaryota, Metazoa, Chordata, Aves, Passeriformes, Sturnidae.
CUGCAUUAGCCACAAUCUUCCUGUAUCAGCCUCCUCCACCAUGCUGAAAACAGUGGCUACUUGCCUUUCCUCGUCAGUGUCCCACUGUUCAGGUGACAAACAUCCAAUAUAACCUUAUGACUUGUAGUUUUUUUCUUUGUUGUGAUCUUCCAGCAGCCUUCCACUGAAUGAUGUUUUUUACAUGUUUAUUAUUUUUAGGAUAAAAUUGAUACUUAGGAGCUAUUUAGGCUUCAUUUUCAAAGCCAAACCUAAGUGUCCAGAACCCUGCAAAGGCCAGGCCUUUUCUUAGCAAGGGAUCUUGGACUGAAUGGUUACAUUCAGCCUUCCACUUACUCUAUUAAACUGUCUACAAAUACUUGGGGUACAACAGAGCCCAGUCCUUCUGCUUACACACAGAUGAUUUUCUUGGCUUCUCAGACUCAAACCAUGAUGAGCCAGCUCUCAUCCUGAGUAAUUUUUCCAGAAAUGCUUGUCCAGAAGGGCACUGAGGCUAAUUUCCAGAAGGCAUGAGCAAUUAAAUAUGGAUAGAAGCACAGAUUUGAGCCUGAAACAUGCCUGAACCAGGAUGUCCUGAGAUCUGCAACAGCUAAUGCAAAAAGAUUGUUUUACACGUGGGGGGUCCAUUAGAGACCAUUUGCUCACCCACCUUUCCAUUUGGAGUCAGAAACUCCCCCUUCCAUCUCGUUAAGGAUAUUGAAUUUUAAAGGAGAUUUGAUUAAGCUGAAUUUUAAAAGACUUUUAAAAGAGUGGUCUGCCAGAUAUUAAACUUGCAUAAAACCAAAUGUGCUACUAACUCACAGGCAGUUACACCUAUGUAAGGCAUUUGCCAAGCUCAGUUCUGAGUAAGAAAGGAUAUAUGCAGUAACUGAAGAUUAAAAUGUGAGAUGUGUUUCUGCUUAUCAAGGAAAAAUAAUUGCAGCCACAGGAUAAUCAAAGAAAUUAAAGUACAAUAAACCUAAAUAUUGUCAACACAGAUUUCAGAAUUUGAUAGUUAUGAAAAGGGCUUCAGAAAACUAACAUUUUUACCAUGUUUUAUGAAACUGUACUUGUAUAAAAUUCGGGGGCAUUCUUGAGAUUUAUAUAAAAUAGGUUAGUAUGCAUAUUAAAAUAAAGUCAGACAUUAAAUACAGACUGAAUUUGACAUGGGGAUUUUUUUCCCUUUCUUUUUCCAGCAUAAAUAUGGCUGAACUUUCAGAGCCAGAAGGUACUGUAAACUGGAAGGAAAGAUGUUUAACUUUGGAGUCACAGUUAAUGAAAUUUCGUCUCCAGGCAAGCAAGAUCAGAGAACUGUUAGCAGAAAAGAUGCAGCAGCUUGAGAAGCAAGUUAUAGAUGCUGAUCGUCAAGCAGAGAGAGCAUUUCAGCAGGUACAGAUCAUGGAAGAGAAAUUAAAAGCAGCAAAUGUUCAAACAAGUGAAUCAGAAACCAGGUUGUAUAAGAGAUGUCAAGAUCUGGAGAUCCUGAUACAAGAUAAAAAUGAUAUAAUACAAAAAUUGGAGCAACAACUUGAAGAACAGAAGCAAAUAAGACUGCAAGAAGCAAAAAUCAUAGAAGAAAAAGCAGCUAAAAUAAAAGAAUGGGUGACAGUCAAGCUUCAUGAGUUAGAGGUGGAAAAUCAGAACCUUCGCUUGAUCAACCAAAAGCAAACCAAAGAGAUGAAGACAGUACAAUCUAGACUGCAAGAAGCUGCUGGUAAGAAAUCUCUUACUUCAGCACAGAAACCUGGAGAGUGUCAGCGACUAAGCAGUUUGACUUUUGGAUGCUUUUCAAAUAGAGCAAGAAGUCCUCAACCUUCUCCUAAGCUUGAAGAAAUAAGCAAGGCUUCAUCUAAAGAGUCAGACUACCCUGAAGGCAAAAACAUGCCAGAGAAGGAUAUCCUGGAAACUACCUUUGCUGGUCCUGUACACGAGACAAAUAAAGGUCAGAAGUCAUUGCAACAAAGUUCCUCUGGCUCAGAGCAAAAUAAAAAUGUGAGAACAAGCUGCUCAUCCAAAGACAUAGACAGUGACAUGUCAAAGAACUCAUGCACUACUGGGAGUGACUGGAGCUCAGAUGAGGAUGGAGGAGACAAUAAAGGACUGAAAUCCAGGUGUGCAUCGACACUUUCAAGCCACACAUCUGAAGAGAACACAAGGUACAGUAGAGUGGGAAGUGAAAUGUAUUUGACAGCGUCUGAUGACAGUAGCUCUCUCUUUGAAGAAGAGAGUUUUGAUGUUAAAAGGACUCAGCAAAAGAAGCUAUACUCGUGGCAGCAAGGGUCUCAAAGAAAAGGCCUGAGCAAUCCAGGUGGAAAGUGCAACUCUGACUUCGCAAGGAAAAAGAAAGACCAAGAUAGUUCUUCAGAUGAACUGAAUAAGAAAUUUCAAUCACAGAGGCUUGAUUAUUCAUCCUCAUCCAGUGAGGCAAAUACCCCAAGUCCAAUUUUAACCCCUGCUCUGAUACCCAAACACCCAAUUCUAGCAACUUCUGCAGGUUCUCAGUGCCCAACUCCAUCAGAUUUUCCCUCAAAUUUGCCACAUCCAAAGUUACGGACUCCUAAUGUCUUUAGUCUAAAUUCGGUGCUAGCAAAGAAACACCUAAGCCAGCCCCAGCUGAGUUCUGACAGAAUGUUUGGUAGGAAUAGAAAUGCCAUCAGCAUGAUCCGUCCAUGGAGACCUCAGGAAACAGACAUAGAUCUGGUGGAUGGAGAAGAUACUGAUAUUUUAGAGAGAAUGGAGAUUGGCUGUGAUGAAGGACUGUUUACCUAUGACUGCACUGAAGCACAAAAUGCUGAAGCCCAGGAACUUUGUGAUACGACAAAAAAGGGUGCCAGCAACAAACCUCCAACACCUCCAUUACAUCGAUUUCCUUCCUGGGAAAGUAGAAUUUAUGCUGUAGCCAAAUCUGGUUUAAGGAUGUCUGAAGCUUUCAGCAUGGAAUCUCUUAAUAAAAGUGCUGGUUCACUAACUUCAUGCUCCAUAUCUGGAUUAUAUACUUCUCUGAUAUAUAAGAACAUGACCACUCCUGUCUACACCACUUUGAAAGGGAAAGCAACUCAAAUAAGCAACAGCCCAUUUCUAGAUGAGUCGUCAGGAUCUGAGGAAGAAGACAGCUCUCGCUCCAGCUCCAGGACUUCUGAGUCUGAUUCUCGAAGCAGAAGUGGCCCAGGGAGCCCUCGGGCUAUGAAACGAGGCGCAUCUCUGUCUUCUGUGACCUCGGAAAGUGACUAUGCUAUUCCUCCAGAUGCAUAUUCAGUAGAUACAGACUAUUCAGAGCCAGAGCAGAAACUUCCUAAGACCUCAUCCUCAUCUAGUGAUAAUGGAAAAAAUGAACCUUUGGAAAAAUCUGGAUAUCUGUUAAAAAUGGGUGGUAAAGUAAAGACCUGGAAACGACGGUGGUUUGUGCUUAAAGGAGGUGAAUUGCUAUAUUACAAAUCUCCAAGUGAUGUUAUUCGAAAGCCUCAAGGUCAAAUUGAGCUAAAUGCAUCCAGCCACAUUGAAAGGGGUGAUGGAAAACAAACAAUUCAGCUGACCACAGAGAAACGAACAUACUACCUGACUGCAGAUUCCCCCAACAUCUUAGAGGAAUGGAUCAAAGUACUGCAGAAUGUUCUUAAAAUACAGGCUGCCAGCCCACUCUUCUCACAGUCUGAAAUCAAGCCAGCCAUGAAAGGAUUACUUACAAAGGUGAAACAUGGAUAUUCCAAAAGGGUUUGGUGCACCCUAGUCGGAAAAAUUCUGUAUUAUUUCCGUAAUCAAGAAGACAAGUUUCCUCUUGGUCAAAUCAAGCUUUUUGAGGCAAAGGUUGAAGAAGUUGAUAGAUCCUGUGAUUCUGAUGAAGAUUAUGAAGCCAGUGGUCGCAGUUUAUUAUCAACCCAUUACACUGUUGUUAUCCACCCCAAAGACCAAGGACCCACUUAUCUUCUUAUAGGAUCCAAACACGAGAAGGACACGUGGCUUUAUCAUCUCACAGUUGCAGCUGGAAGUACCAGUGUAAAUGUUGGAUCUGAGUUUGAACAACUUCUUUGCAAAUUAUUAAAUGUGGAAGGUGAUGCCACUUCUCAAAUUUGGAGACAUCCUACCCUUUGCCAUAGCAAAGAAGGAAUUACUUCCCCUCUUACAACAUUGCCAUCAGAAGCUCUGCAAACUGAAGCAAUUAAAUUAUUUAAGACCUGCCAGUUGUUUAUAAAUGCUGCAGUUGACUCUCCUGCCAUUGAUUACCAUGUAUCUUUGGCCCAAAGUGCUUUGCAGAUCUGCCUCACGCAUCCUGAACUUCAAAAUGAGAUCUGUUGCCAACUUAUUAAACAGACCAGACGUCGACAUCCACAAAACCAGGCAGGACCAAUACAGGGCUUGCAGCUCUUGGCCCUCUGCGUUGGACUCUUUCUGCCCCAGCACCCAUUCCUUUGGCUUCUUAAACUCCAUUUAAAGAAGAAUGCAGAUUCCAGGACUGAAUUUGGGAAAUAUGCUAUAUAUUGCCAGCGCUGUGUAGAACGUACCCAGCAGAAUGGAGACCGAGAAGCCAGACCUUCCAGAAUGGAAAUCCUUUCCACUCUCCUGAGAAAUCCCUACCACCAUUCCCUGCCCUUCAGUAUUCCAGUUCAUUUCAUGAACGGCAUAUAUCAGGUUGUUGGGUUUGAUGCUUCCACCACAGUAGAGGAAUUUCUGAACACUCUGAACCAAGAUACAGGGAUGAGGAAACCAGCUCAGUCAGGAUUUGCACUGUUUUCUGAUGAUCCCUCUGGCAAGGACAUAGAGCACUGUCUUCAAGGAAACAUCAAGAUCUGUGACAUUAUUUCAAAGUGGGAGCAAGCCUCCAAAGAACAACACCCUGGGAAAUGUGAAGGCACAAGGACUGUCCGCCUUACUUACAAAAACAGGCUUUAUUUUUCAGUUCAAGUUCAUGGGGAGACAGACAGAGAGAAGCUGCUGCUAGUGUAUCAGACAAAUGAUCAAAUAGUCAAUGGACUUUUCCCUGUAAACAAAGAAUUAGCAAUGGAAUUGACAGCCCUUUUAGCUCAGGUAGAGAUUGGAGAUUUUGAACGGCCUUUCUCAACUCCAGCAGGGCAAGUCACUUCCCAGUCCAAGUCCAACCAAACACUAAAGCAAGUUUUGGAGAGAUUCUACCCUAAGAGAUACAAGCAAGGUUGUUCAGAGGAACAGUUAAGACAGCUUUGCCAGCGCCUGUCGACAAGAUGGAUGGCUCUCCGUGGGCACAGCGCCGCAGACUGCGUGCGCAUUUAUCUCACCGUGGCCAGGAAAUGGCCCUUCUUUGGGGCUAAACUGUUUGCAGCAAAACCUCUAGCAACAGCCUCAGUUGAGAAGUCCUUCAUAUGGUUUGCUGUCCAUGAAGAUGGCAUAAGCAUCCUGGAUUACAGCUCCAUGCGACUGACAGUUACAUACACAUAUAAGAGCCUGAUGACUUUUGGAGGCUAUCAAGAUGAUUUUAUGCUGGUUGUUAACAAUGCUCAGACAAAGGACAAAUCAACUGAAAAACACCUUUUUGCCAUGACAAAACCAAAGAUUCUUGAGAUCACUCUACUGAUUGCCAGCUACAUUAACAACUUCCAUCAGCUAAAAGGAGCUGCUCAUCAUCUCUCUGCUCCAGCAUUACUGGCACCUCAAAGUGGACAGAAACUCAAGGAAAUGGGGAGCCAGCCACUUCUUGCAAUCAACAGACCAACUAAAUGUCCCACUUUGUUAUGAAAGGAUUGUGUAUCAUGAUAACGCAUCCUCGUUAGAAGGUUUCUACAUGGACUGAAAACCUUCUGAUGUACAAGAUGUAGAGCAUAAGCAGUUCUAUAAACAAAAGGAAGGUGGACAGGUUUACAUUCAUUCAGCCAGCCCUUUAAUUAAAGCUCUGGCCUGAAUUGGAAGGAUGAUGAGUCAGUUUAAGGGUUGUGAUUUACUGGGGGUUGCUUGUGCCUACAGCUCAGAAAAAAAUACAUCUGUUUAUAAUGACAGAGAAAGGUGUCAUUGGAAACAACUGUAUAGAUUUUAUUGUUUUACAGAUAUAUACUCAGGGACCAAACUGUCUUCAACUCUUCAUCUCUAUUUUUCAAAAUUAGACCAGUUGUAUAACUUUUCAUUUUGAAAAUGAAUUUUUGUUUAGAAAAGCAGUCAAAUACAAAAUACUUUCCACUUCCAGCACCAUCCUUAUUUGCAAUACAAGUAUCAUGGGACUAAAAGGAACAAAUUGUGUAUAAUUGUUUCUCCUUUGAAAAAAACCAAACACAUAAGCACAUCAUGUAACUAUUACAAAUUUAAAGAGUGUUCUCAUGAUACACUCUAGCCUUUGUUAUACAGCUGUUUUACUUGGCAAAUCUUCAGCCUUGGUCUGGUAAAUUUCUACAUAAACCUUCUCUGCUCCAGCCUUUUGAAAAUAAUCUAAAUUGGAUAGGUACUGCAUUUAGUACAGUUUUGUUAAACAACACCCUGUACCUAAUUUCUCCUUUAAUCCAGAAUAAUAAUAUAAUACGGAUGGCAAGAAUGACUCACAAUUCAGAACACAAGAACAACACAGAAAACAAUUGACUGAGAUGUUGUAAGUAAACUUGGAGACCUAAAAUCCGUGUACAAUAUGUGCAAUGUAUAUAAAUUGAGUCAGAAUAAUAUUUACUUCCUGUUUUUAAUUUGUAUCUAUACAUUUCAUAUUAUAGUACUAAUAUAAUGUUCUUGCACACUGAAUACAUGAUGCUGCGUCUGCACUACUGGACCUAGGAGCACUUUCCAGUUGCCUUUUUCAGGUGCAAGCCCCAGUGCUACAUAGGUCAAAUGUAUAAAAAUUACAUCCAUUGUUUUUCUUCCAGUCCUCUCUUUUUUGUUCCAGUGCAAAUAAACCACUUCUGCAGGCUCAUUUCUGAAAUGGAUCAGCACCAUACUCUUAAUAGAUAAUUUAGGUACAACCAUGAAGAAGGUACUGAAACAAAUCACUGAUUCAUAGACAUUUUACAGUUUCCACUUUAGCUCAUGUUAAUGAUAACGGAUCGUUAAUCCCUUACAGCCAAUCCUCAUUGGCUUUUGUUUGAUUACUAUUUAAAACCGAAGUAAUUUCACAAUGAAAAAUCUCUGGGUUAUGUUCUUUCAAAUGCUCAUACUGAGAGAAAAAGUAUUUUCAGCCUUUUGCCCCCUAUUAAAAGUAGGGAGUAUCCUCCUAAAGAAUUAAAAUAGAUUGGAAGGGAGAUACAGGCCAUGAAGAGAACAUGGUCUUAGAAAGGGGAAAGGCAGACAGGCAAGCUGGCUUUCUUUAGAAAGCUCUCAACAUCCUGCCACAGCUGCUUAAGCACCACUUGAUGAGUGGUACCAAGGGCCAAUGCUUCCUCUUGAAAAUUACAACCAAACAACACAUGUACUAUAUCCAGAUGCUUUCAGUUUUAUAAGGUGGAAAGAGCUUCCUGGUAACUUCCACCGUUUGGUGGUGGUUGGGGCUCUGGACCCUUCUCUUUCCGUGAGGCAGGGCCAGCAGCAGGAGGUUUUACCUCCUCCUACGCAGCCAGUCCCCUGCCAUCAUCCAGGGAAGCAUCUUGGCAGCUACAAGAGACCAACAACAUUACUUCUUGUGUUGCACCCCAUGGGAAGUGAUACAGAUCCCAUGGUGAAAUUAAUUUAGGAAUUAAUACCCCUUUGCAAUCAGCAGAAUAAUUAACUUUCAGAUUUGAGGGGGGAAGGGUAUUUUCAAAAGCAAACAUGUUACUGCAUCAGUUAGGUCACAGUAUAAAGCUUCUCAAAUAUGAUUAAAAACUUCAAUUUACAAAC